AUGACGGGCCUGCUCAACGCCGGCGGGGUGGACCUCGCCUUAGCCGCAGCGCCCAUGUGGUUCUUCGGCCAGGCCCUCAACCAGCCGCCGUGCUACCCGACGUCCGCGACCGACAGCAGCGGCGGGCAGACCCCCGCGGCGGGCUUGUGCGCGUGGCCCAAUGCCGGGUGCGGGUGCCGCAACCCCGGUGUCGGCAUCGGGAACGCCGGCCCCAGCUUCCCCGUAUACUACUCGUACCAGAAGUGCACCGAUGGAGAGGUGCGGGUCGCGUACAACCUGUUCUACCAGAAGGAUGGCUUCACACCCAAUGGGCUCUUCGGGCAUGGAUACGACUGGGAGCGCGUCAUCGUCAUCUGGGCGAAGAACGGCGACAACUGGGCGCCCUCGCAGCUCCUUCUGUCGCAGCACUCAGGGUACGGGCGCAAGUCGUGGGGGAACAUCCAGAACACGUUCAACACGGCGGACGCGGGGCUGGCUCGCGGCGGCGACAACGGGCGGCGCAACCUCGACCACGCAAAGGUGUACGUGGCCUGGUCCAAACACGCCAUCUACGACGACCGGAACACGGGCUGGAACGAUGUGCUCGCGCAGCUGACGGACAACGCCUUCCGCAGCCAGGACUGGUGGUAUUUCCCCACAGCCGGCGAUUAUCUUCGUGCAGACGGGUCGACGUCGCUUGGCCAGAAGCUGGCUGGCUUUAACUGGGGCGAUGCCACUAGCCAUCCAGCCCUUGUGCACCAGGGUUUGUGUUCGGCGUGA
Phialemonium atrogriseum is the source of this 759-nucleotide messenger RNA. RefSeq lists its product as uncharacterized. NCBI's taxonomy places the organism in Eukaryota, Fungi, Ascomycota, Sordariomycetes, Cephalothecales, Cephalothecaceae. The record is from RefSeq and is a predicted model, not a curated record. The transcript has 3 exons. The coding region runs from base 1 to 759 and encodes 252 amino acids.